Molecule: messenger RNA, 2199 nt
Organism: Penicillium griseofulvum
Lineage: Eukaryota; Fungi; Ascomycota; Eurotiomycetes; Eurotiales; Aspergillaceae
Product: aromatic amino acid ammonia-lyase
Exons: 3
Coding region: 1-2199 (732 amino acids)
Biological process (GO): L-phenylalanine catabolic process
Cellular component (GO): cytoplasm
Molecular function (GO): ammonia-lyase activity
Source: RefSeq, a predicted model, not a curated record
AUGGGCAGCAUCGCACCAGUACUUGCAUAUGAUGUUAACCAUCAGUGGGCAACUCCACAUGUCCAGCAUACGUUAAACUCAUGGUCUGAGUUGAAGAAACAUGUAAAGGCAGGUACCAUCUUUAUCGAUGGUCAAUCGCUAGAUGUUGCAUCAGUUGUUGCGAUAGCGAGAAACGGUGUUAGGCUAGCUCUUAAAGAGGACCAAAGUGUCAUUGAGGGUAUAGAGGCAAGUGUUGAAACCCUGCAGGGCUACCUUUCGAAGGGCUACUAUCUGUAUGGUGUCAAUACUGGCUUUGGAGGUAGUGCGGAUACUCGCACCCAGGACUUGUAUGGCCUCCAGCGAGGGUUGAUGCAGCUCACGCAGAGUGCCAUCCUGACAAAAGAGGACAAAUCAGACGCCCCAAAUGGUCAUGAGUACCUUGAGUCUCACAGUAUGCCUAGCGUCUGGACCAGGGCUACAAUUCUCAUCCGGUGUAAUGCCAACAUUCGCGGCCAUUCUGCUAUGACCCGCAAUGUUGUUGACAGUAUGAUCAAAUUGCUCGAGCAUGAUAUUGUACCAGUCAUUCCACUUCGCGGCUCGGUCUCCGCAUCCGGUGAUCUAAUGCCUCUAGCAUACAUCUCUGGGGCAAUUCAGGGGUCUCCAGAUGUCUAUGUGCGCGUAGGUGGUCAAAAGGGAUUACCGCGCGUCAUCACCGCUCAGCAAGCUCUAGAGGAGGCCUCAAUUACACCUAUUGUUCUAGGUCCCAAAGAGGGACUAUCACUCAUCAAUGGAACGGCGGCGGCAGCUGCCGUUGCUAGUAUCGGGUGUUAUGAAGCCAAUCAACUGGCGGUAGUGUCGCAACUGCUGACUGCUUUAACCUCUGAGGCUUUGUAUGCCAACAAUGAGUGGGCACACCCAUUCAUCGCCGCGACACGCCCUCACCAAGGACAGAUUGAGGCUGCACAAAACAUGCGAACAUUCUUGCGAGGCUCAAAGCUAUCCUAUGGUUUGGAGCAGACAAAAGAUCGAUUCUCAUCGGGGUUGGCCCAAGAGCGCUAUGCGUUAAGAAGCUCACCACAAUGGCUCGCGCCACAGCUCGAGGACCUUCUUAGCGCGGAGAAGCAGCUCCAUGUUGAACUCAACUCGACUUCUGAUAAUCCAGUUGUUAAUUCUCUCGACAACGAUAUCCAUUGUGGUGCAAACUUCCAGGCCGCCUCAGUCACCUCCGCCACGGAGAAGAUCCGUCUGGCAUUGCAAUCAAUUGGCAGGAUGCUUUUCAGCCAGACUAGCGAAAUGAUCAAUCACGACCUAAGCAAUGGUCUCCCACCCAAUUUGGCGGCAGAUGACCCCAGCAUCUCUUUCUGCCUAAAGGGCCUCGACAUCAACACUGCCGCAUAUACCUCGGAGCUCGGGUUCCUUGCCAAUCCAGUCAGCAACCAUGUCCAAACGGCAGAGAUGAACAACCAAGGCAUCAACUCACUAGGACUCCUCUCUGCACGCCAGACGAUGGCUUCUGUCGAGGUGCUGUCCAUGAUUGUCGCUAACUCCCUAUACACUGGCUGCCAGGGGGUGGACCUGCGAGCCCUCCACCGAACCUUUAUUGCCAAUUUAGAAAAUCCCGCCCGCCAGCUUGUUGUGGGCUUUUUACCAAACGAGAGCUGGCCCGUGGCCACCGCGCACAAAUUCUUCAACUCAUUCUGGAAACUCUUUGAGGAGGCGUGGUACGAUACUGUCGCUUACGACGCGCCGGAACGAGCGCGGAAGGCAUCUGAGUCGCUCACAACAGCUAUUGUGGCGCAUGCCGACCAGAUACCCGCUCUGGUCUCGAUUGAGAAUGUUGCGGGACUCUCUAAAGACUUUGAAGCUCUUGUCCUGGACUCGUACCUGACUCACCGCGAAGCUUUCUUCCGAAAUCCUACCACUUCUGAAUAUCUGGGACAGGGAACCAAGGCCAUUUAUCUUUUCGUGCGCGAGAAGUUGGGCGUGCCCAUGCACAGAGGCUUGAUUGAACACCCUGUUGCAGGAGACAAGGACGGAAAUAUGAUCGACGGUCGCCCCAAGAAGACAAUUGGAUCUUGGGUUUCGAUUAUUUAUGAAGCUGUUCGUAGUGGAUCGCUGUAUUCAGAGGUGUUUGAAUUUUUGCAGGCUGCGGGGGAUGUCAAAGGAAGCAAAUUGAGCAAAGGGACAAAUGGAACCAACGGAACCAAUGGUAUUCAUUAG